AUGGUCUCAAGAAAUUUUCAAGGACUGAUAGUUUUGAGCUUUAUCAAGAAGUGGGUUCGCGACACCUCCUAUUUCAAGGUCGAUUUCGCAGAUAAUUCCAUUUUAAGGCAUAAACUUGAAAUAUUCCUCAGUGGUAUCGAUGGCGUGCCUUCAUUGGCUGAAAACGUAACUGCCAUUCUCCGCUGUCUCCAUGGUGAUCGAGCUAAGGUCGACCAAGUGAUUAGGCAAUGCGCCCCUGAAAAACUUGACCUUGGAUUGGCCCUCACAUUCGAUCGAGUUCGAAUUACUAAUGUUCAUCCUCUUGAAUUGGCUCGACAAGUGACGCUUCAUGAAUGGGAUCUCUACUCACGAAUUGAGUUUAAUGAAGUGAACGGAAGUGAGAAAAACUGGGGUGUCAAUAUGCGGCGCUCAUUGGAUUUCUCAAAUAAGUUCUUGAAAUGGCUCAUUUGGAGUAUAAUGUGCCACCGAGCUCUAGAAGAUCGAGUAAUCGUUCUUCAGCGCGUCCUUGAUCUCCUCAUACUCUUUGAAGCUCUUGGCAAUCUGCAGGGUACUCAAGAGGCUCGAGCCGCUCUACAAACGUCGCCUGUUCAUCGGCUUUCAGAGACCUUCGAUGUGAGUUCGAUUUUUUUGUAUUGUAUGCGCUAUAUCGGAAAAAACUUUCUUACUGAAGUUGACCCUUGUAUUCUACUAUUUGUUACUGUUGUGCCUGAUUCUUGA
Messenger RNA from Rodentolepis nana, 717 nucleotides. The record is from the annotation of a GenBank genome assembly. Lineage: Eukaryota; Metazoa; Platyhelminthes; Cestoda; Cyclophyllidea; Hymenolepididae.